Molecule: messenger RNA, 978 nt
Organism: Diuraphis noxia (Russian wheat aphid)
Lineage: Eukaryota; Metazoa; Arthropoda; Insecta; Hemiptera; Aphididae
Product: pancreatic lipase-related protein 2-like
Biological process (GO): lipid catabolic process
Molecular function (GO): serine hydrolase activity; lipase activity
Source: RefSeq, a predicted model, not a curated record
AUGACCGUGAUAACUGGUGAUGGGUGGGUGUUUGAAGCUAUUAAUAAUAAUAAUAAAAGUCUGUCCAGAACAUAUUUUACUCGCCAGUCGCUACCUGCCGACUGUUAUAUUUCUGGAGCCACCACUAUGAUUCAACGACUGUUGCACUUCUUGUGCAUUCCGAUCGUGCUCCAGUUUUUAUCCUACCAAUUAACUACCGCUGAACCCACUACCAACACUACUAUCAAUGCCACCGGAGUUAAAUACUAUUUUUAUGACCACAACUAUCAAUUGAUGGACGAAAAGAACUUAACAAUUUCAAACAACAAAUCGUUGAUUGUAUUUGUGCAUGGAUUUAGAUCAAGUCCCCAGACUGGUGUUGUAGCAGAUUUGGGAAAAUCGCUGGUGCAAUGGACAAACUCCAAUGUGGUUUUAGUCGAUUGGUCAAAGUGGUCACAGAAAUUGGAUUACAUGGAUGUGGUACUUCAAUUACCUGCAGUUGGUACCUAUCUUUUUGACUGGUUGAACAGUUUGCGUGACCGCGGUAUUGUACAGAGCCUUGACGAUGUCACAUUAAUCGGCCAUAGUUUGGGGGCCCAGUUGAUUGGUUACACAGGUCACAGGUUGAACGGGACAAUCAAGAGAGUUAUAGCUCUGGAACCGGCACAGCCUAAUUUUAAAGAAAGUCAGAAAAAUGAAAGAGUCGAUGUAGACAGCGGACAAUUCGUAAUAGUGUUGCACACAUCAACCAUGUUUUUUGGAAUGAGACAGCCAGUGGGUCAUGUGGAUUUUUACUUUAACGGUGGCCAAAUUCAGCCGUCAUGUAACUUCGAUACAAUAUGCGGUCAUAUAGUAGUUCUAAAUUAUUUGAUGGAUUCGUUGAAAAAUUCAAGUGAAUUUACGGCAUACCGAUGUCAUAAGUUAAAUCUUUGCGAGAAACACAUCGUUGAUAUUACAGAGCCAACUAUUAACAUGAACAUAAAUAUACCGAAUUCGUAA